Messenger RNA from Penicillium griseofulvum, 1110 nucleotides. RefSeq names its product alpha/beta hydrolase. The transcript is spliced from 2 exons. NCBI's taxonomy places the organism in Eukaryota, Fungi, Ascomycota, Eurotiomycetes, Eurotiales, Aspergillaceae. Gene Ontology annotation, biological process: proteolysis. Gene Ontology annotation, molecular function: serine-type peptidase activity. The coding region runs from base 1 to 1110 and encodes 369 amino acids. The record is from RefSeq and is a predicted model, not a curated record.
AUGAGUGACAAUCAGGCAAACAACGACGCCACGGAAUACGCGCCUCGCAGCUGCCCCCCAGGCUUCUCUGAUCACUCCUUCAAGACCGACAGCGGCGUAGAGCUUGCUGUACGAAUCUGGCCCGCUGAUCCUCCCGCCAAUGAGCCAGCCCCAGUGGUAUUCUACACCCACGGCGGCGGCUGGCUUGCAGGAAACCACUUCGCACCGCUCCCAUGGAUGCAACCUGGCUUUCGCCAGCGAGGCUACCAUAUAGUAUCCCACAAUUUCCGUCUUGGUCCACAGGCGAGCUAUGAUAUGCAGUUACAGGAUUGCUUGGACGCCGCGAGUUGGUGCCGCGCCAAUCUCCCGUUCAUACUCGGCACAGACACGGUAGACGUGAACCAGCUGAUCCUCUGCGGUGACUCAGGCGGCGCACUCCUCACUGGCCUCAUGGGCCACCAUCUAUCACCACCGCCAAAAGCUGUCAUUCUCGUUUAUGGAGUAGUCGACCCAGCAGCGGCAUGGCCCAUCCUAGCGCCUGUUCCCGAGAACGCCAAAGACGCGCCGGCAUGGGUUGGCGAGUUCUCUGAUGCUGAGCUGGAAGAAUUUCUAAAAGACAGAAAUGAAUCCAACAUUUUGACCGAUGCGCUAUGGGCUGAUGAGAAUAAAACUGAGUCCGAGCAGGUGCUGAGUGAACGAUGGGGAACCGAUGUCCGCUUCACCCGUCGCAUACGACUCCAGGCGGAGCUUCACCAGUGGCGUUCUGAUAUAGCUGCGCGUGUCGGUUCUACUGCCAGGUCUGUGCGUCUGGGCUCGCUACAUGCUGAGCGCUUUGCGGAUGAAGCAGCGCUGGCUGCGUUUCUGCUGUCUAUGUCGCCAUCUCCGCUUCUUGAGACGAAGACAUGGUAUCCGCCAACGGCUUUCCUGCAUGGCAUGGGUGAUAGGGCUGCCCCGCUUGCACAAAGCCAGGAUAUGGCUAGGCGUCUCAAGGAGAUGAAUGUACCGGUCGUCGAAUGCUAUGAGCCUAAUGAAGAUCAUGUUUUCGAUCAUAAGUAUACUAGCCCUGAUGUGCCGGGAUGGGACACAUAUAUCCAGCCCAUUCUGGAUUUUUGCAACCAACAUAUCCGGUAA